Messenger RNA from Chlamydomonas reinhardtii, 8166 nucleotides. RefSeq lists its product as uncharacterized. The transcript has 56 exons. Gene Ontology annotation, cellular component: cytoplasm. Lineage: Eukaryota; Viridiplantae; Chlorophyta; Chlorophyceae; Chlamydomonadales; Chlamydomonadaceae. Gene Ontology annotation, molecular function: guanyl-nucleotide exchange factor activity. The record is from RefSeq and is a predicted model, not a curated record. Bases 603 to 7148 code for a protein of 2181 amino acids.
CAAUGCAUAGUAGAGCCAUUAGUGCUUAGAUAGAGCCAGGCGACCAGGUCGGGGGUUUUGAACACAUUCCCAAAGCAUGUUACUGUGAAAUUCAAAGAAGCAUUGCAUUAUGUUAUGUAAAUUUCAGGGCGCUAGCCCUGUAUUGAAUUCUCAGUCUAGCGCCUGCGCAUGACCGCGCGCAAACAGCCCGAGCGUUGAGCCGCUGCUAGCAAGCAAGUCGUGGUGGAUGACCCAUGGCAGUAGAGGAGCCGUUAGUUCUUCGGGCAGCUGGUUGGAUGGGAAUUGUUGCCGUCAAUCGGUAGGAGCCCGACGGAGCAGAUACAUUUGGGUAGUCUUGCUCACGCUGCCGGCGCUAUCAGUCCGCGGUUAUCGUGAGCAAGAGGCCGGUCGUGCGGGGGGCGCAUCGUCGUCGUCUAACACAGCCGUUUCCACGGUGCCGGAGCCGGGCCGUGCAUGGGCGCAGUCUCUGCAGCCGCACGGGCCUGACCCACAGCAGCAGCUGAAAGGGCCACAGCAGGAGCAGUGGCAGCGCGUGCAGCAGUGGCGGCACCUAGCUCAGGCGCUGGCCCUGCAUGGGGACCAGACAUUAGAGCCGCUAGCGUAUGGGGCUGUACCUGCAGGUUACGGUGCUCCUGGGAUGGGUCCGUACCCAGCCGCAGCCAACCCAGCACGCAGGGCACGGCGAUGGCCCCAAUGUGCAGCCGGAGGCAGCACCGUCGCCGCCCUACGGCGCCUAUGCACCGGCAGCUACACCGGCGCCGCCCUAUCCUGUGGGAUACGGCAACCAUGGCGACGGGGGCUAUGGCGGCUACAGUGGCGGCGGCGGUGGGUACUAUGGCAUGCAUUACCCCCCUCUGGCUUACCCGGGGGGCUAUGCAACACCGCCGCCACUAAUUCCCGGUGGCUACCCGCCGCCGGCAGCUGCAACGGGCCAGCUCUUUCCACCGGCGGAAGGCAUCCUGGCCUCGGGCGCCCCCGGCACAAGCCCACCACAGACACCAUCCCCACCACCGCUGCUGCCCGGCUCUGUGGAUGAGCUGCCUUCGCCGCCUCUGACGCCCGCGCCGCCCUCGUUCCCCGACCCACCUGCACCGCCCUCCCCACCGCCCCGGCCGCCGCCACCGCCGCUGUCCUUCCUGCCGAUUGACGGCAUCGUCGAGUACAUAUCCAGCAACGAGGGCUCCACCUACCUGCUCCGGCUGGACAAUAGCACUGGCAGCGGGAGUAAUGCCGGCGCCGCUGCCCAGCUACUGGCGGCCGGCAUCCGGCUGCUGCGCCUGGAGCCGCCCGCAGAUGCCAGCGAGGCGCAGGGCGGCGGGCUGACUGCGCAGAUGCGGCGCGUGGGCGUGCGGCUGGGCGACCGCGUCAGCCUGGUGUGCGGGCUGCUGAUACAGGCGCCCACGUCUGCCCUGACCGGGCAGCCGCAGGCGAGCUGCGUAUCGGUGCUGGGUCUGAAGCGGCUGUCGACGCAGUACGGCAGUGGCGAGGAGGCGGGCUCGGCGCUGGGCGGGCGGCAGCGGGCGCUGGUGGCGCUGGUGGAGAUGGACUGCAGCGCCGGGUGGCCGGCGGGCAUGGGGCCGCUGGAGCUGGCGGUGCUGGGGCAGCCGCAGAAGGUCACCUCGCUGACCGUCGAUGACGGCACGGAGUGGCUGCGGCGUUUGGACCAUGAGCUGUCGGGCUGCUCGCGCGGCGCCCUGCGCAUCACCGUCAAUGAGAGCGAGGUGCUGCCGGUGGCGGUGCCGUGCGUGCUGGACUGGCUGCGGCGCGUGCAGACGUGCGCCACGUGGCGGCCAGCGUACGACAGGGCGGAUGUGCGCAUUGUGGUGCUGCCGGCUGGCGCGGUGGCCAACUGCCCCUGGCGCGGCGUGUCGUUGCCGUCUGACCGCCAGGCGCUACUGCCGGCGGGCAACGACGUCAAAGGCACCUCGCUGCCGUGGGUGGGCGUGCACGAGACGCUGCACCUGUUCGGGUUACAGCACGCCGGUACAGCGGACUACGAGCUCAGCAGCCGGCCUCGCUCCACGGAGGGCGACCCCACCUCGCCAAUGGGCUGCGAGCGGUGCGGGUCUGAUGUGUCCAUCUGCCCCAACGCACCCCAGAUGUACUACCUUGGGUGGGCCGACCCGCUGGCUGAACUGGACGCGGACUUGCUACCGGUGGGGAGGCCCCUGCAACUGACGAUCCCACUCCAGAGCAAGUCCCGCCAGUCGCUGGUGCGGCUGCUGCCCAACUGGCUGCCGGCGAUGUCCCAGACCAGCAAUGUGUACCUCAGCUAUCGGCUGGCCGAUGACGAUGAGUCAGGCAGCGACGGCAUCGAGAUCGGCCUGGAUGCGGCAUACUCGGGCAAGCUGCUGCUGCACCAGGUGGCUGUGGACGCCGACGUCCGGCGAGUGCCGGGGCUGCAGCAUGGCGACACGCAGCUGGUGCGGGCGGUGUCGCCGGGAGACAGCGCCACGCUGGGCAGCCUGAGGCUGCUGCUGCGCACGGGCUUCCCGGUGUACCUGGAUGAGGCGGGAUACAACGUGGAGCUUCCAAUCAUCCUGUGCCGCUUCACCUCCCCCACCACUGCAACCGCCGAGUGCCCCAUGCGCAUCUCGCCCUCGCCGCCGCCCCGGCCACCCGCGGCACCCCGGCCCCCGGCGCCUGCGACCUUCCAGCGCAAUCGUGUGGCUGUGGGCAUCAGCCAUGUGUGCCUCCUCAUGGACGGUGGCGUGGUCAAGUGCUUUGGUGACAAUGCCGUGGGCCAGCUGUGUGUGGGAGACGAUCAAGUGCGCGGCGACCAGCCCCGCGAGAUGGGCGACGCCCUGCCUGCCGCGCAGCUGGGGGCUGGCGUGGUGCGGUCGGUGGUGUCUGGCUCCUCCCACUCCUGCGCCGUACUGGAGAGGCCCACAGGCGACGUGGUGGUCAAAUGCUGGGGGGAUGGGCAGCUGGGCCAGCUGGGGCUGGGCUCCACCGCCAGCCGCGGCGACUCGCGGAGCUCGGUGGGCGAGGCGCUGCCGGCAGUGGACCUGACGGGGCUGGUGCCCGCGGCGCUGUCGGCGGGGGGCUGGCACACCUGCGCGCUUUUCGAGGCGGGUUUCAUUCGUUGGCUCGGCUUGGACGGCCGUCUGGGCGUGAACGACCGAGCUAACCGCGGCGACAAGCCGGGGGACAUGGGCUCCUCCCUCCGGGCCGUGGCGCUGCCCCCCGGCACCAUCGCCACCGCCAUCACGUCCAGCAGCUGGCACAACUGCGCGCUCGUGAUGGCGGCGCGCGAGGACGACCCCAGCGCGACCCGCGUCCAACAGGUCAUGUGCUGGGGUGACAGCUCGCUGGGGCAGAUGGGGCGGGGUGACACACGCGACCGCGGCGACUCCGCCACCUCGCCCAUCCGGCCUGUGGACUUUGGCACGGGCCUGACGCCCGUGCUGGUGGCGGCGGGCGGGCAGCACACGUGCGCGAUCCUGGUCGCGGCCAGUACUGGCGCCGCUGGUGGUGGCGGCACUCCGCAGCGCCUGGUGAAGUGCUGGGGUUCCAACAGCGAGGGGCAGCUGGGUCUCGGGGACACCAACAAUCGCGGAGACAACCCCGGGGAGAUGGGCGACGCCCUGCCGGCAGUGGAUCUGGGUCGCGGCUACACGCCCGUGGACCUGGGCCUGGGCUGGCGCCACAGCUGCGCAGUGCUGCAGCCGGACGCGGCGCCCUGGCUGCGAGUGCUCAAGCGUAACGGCGGAUACCAGCUGGGGUACGGGGACCUGAACAACCGCGGAGACCAACCAGGGGAGAUGGGCGAUGCGCUGCCUGUGGUGUCACUGGGCGCCGGCCUGAGUGUGUCCGAGGUGCGGGCGUCCGUCACUGGCAGCGCCACGUGUGUGAUGCUCAACCCGGGUGGCAUUUUUAAAUGUUGGGGCUACGCCGACUUCGGCCUGGGCCAGGGCAGCCUGGGCGCCGUGGGCACCCGGCCGGAGCAGAUGGGCGACGCGCUGCCGCCCAUUCAGCUGUUGGGGCCUGGCUCCACACCGCCCAGCCCGCCGCGCCUGCCCAGCGGGCCGCCCCUGCCCUCGGCCCCGAGUCCGCCCAGGCGACCACCCCUGCCGCCCUCCGUGCCGAGCCCGCCCUCGCCACGGCCUCCGGCUCCGCCCCUGCCAUCGGGCCUGGGCAUCCUGCAGGUGGUGACGGGGCUGCACCACGCAUGUGUGGGGCUGGAGGGAGGGUUCGUCAAAUGCUGGGGGGACAACGGGUCUGGCCAGCUGGGCCUUGGCCUGCCUUCAAGUGUGUCACUGGGGGACGGCCCCGGCGAGAUGGGCGCGGCGCUGCCCCUGGUGGACCUCGGGUGGGGCAUGCGCGCAGUGCAGCUAGCGGCAGGCAACAGCCAUAUGUGCGCACUGCUGCAAAGUGUGGAGGGUGGCGGCGCAGUCGUCAAGUGCUGGGGCAUCAACAACUCCGGCAACCUGGGGUACGGGGAUACUCGGGAUCGCGGCACUUCACCCUCCGACAUGGGUGACUCGCUGCCGGCCGUGGACCUUGGGCCAGGGCUCAAUCCCAUCAGCAUCGUGGCCGGACACUGGCACACGUGUGCGAUACUGCAACCCACUUCAGGCGGCAUUUAUCAGGUCAAGUGCUGGGGGUACGGCGCCAGCGGCCAGCUGGGCCACGACUGCACAUGCAACGAGGGCAACACCCCGAAUAAGAUGGGCGCAAACCUCAAGCCCAUUGACCUGGGACUGGCCGCGCCGGAUGGAUCCGCCAUGGAGCCUGUAGCUCUGGCCAGCGGCGCAGGGCACGUGUGCGCUCUGAUGCGCCCCGCGGCCAACGGCGGCAGUAACAGUGGCGGUGGCAGUGGCAACAUCACUUACGCGAGCAAUCGGGCGGUGUGCUGGGGCUACAACGCCUAUGGCCAACUUGGGCGUGGAGACAAGAACGACCGUGGCAACGAACCCAACGAAAUGGGCCCCAACCUCGUCUGGUUGGACCUGGGCCCGGGCCUGGCGCCGCUGUCCCUCACCGCCGGCCGCUACCACACCUGCGCCCUGCUGGGAGGCGUGUCACCCGCAAGCGCCGCCGUCCGCGCGGUCAAGUGCUUUGGCGACAACGCCGCCGGCGAGCUGGGCCUGGGCAGCACCUCAGUGCGCGGCGACCAGCCCGGCGAGAUGGGCUUCACGCUGCAGGCGGUGCAGCUGGGGUCGGGCCUGGUGCCGCUGCAGGUGGUGGCGGGCGCCGAGCACACCUGCGUGCUGUGCGCGCCCGCCAACACCUCGGCGGUGCCGCCGGCGCAGCGGCGCCUGGUCAAGUGCUUCGGGAGCGCCGACAACGGCCAGCUUGGUCUGGGCGACACCAACAAUCGCGGGGACCAGUUUGGCGAGAUGGGCAACGCACUACCGGCAGUGGACUUUGGUCCGGGCCUGGUGCCGGUUCAGGUCGCGACCUCCUGCUCGGCCUCGUUCACGUGUGUACUUCUGGAACCGACGGCGGCAGCCCCAGGCGGCGGGGGAGACGCCGCCGCUGUUGGUACCCAGCCGCGCCUAAGGAGCCUGAAGUGCUUCGGGAGCAACGAUAAGGGGCAGUUGGGCCAAGGCGACACAUACAAUCGAGGCGACAGCCCCGGGGAGAUGGGGCCGUACCUGCCGCCCUUGGAUCUGCAGGUGCCGCCGCCACCACCGCCCAGCCCCCCGCCCUCGCCGCCUCUGCCACCAUUCGCGGGCCUGGCACUCAUCACCGUCGUCACCGGGUCCAGCCACGCAUGCGUGCUCCUGGAGGCAUCCGUCGUGAAAUGCUGGGGGAGUAAUGCCUACGGCCAGCUGGGCAUUGCCGGUGUGGCCAGCUGGGGCCGCAACGGCGGCGAGACCAUCGCGGCCCUGACGCCCCUGCCCCUCGCCGGUACCACCCCGGGUGCGCCCGGCGGCGGUGACUUCACCGUUACAGCCAUCACGGCCGGCUCCCGCCACACUUGCGUGCUGAUGAGCGCCGACAGGCCGGCGCCUGCUGCAUCGCCUGCUGCGGCCCAAGCUGCACCUUCUGAAAUCCGGUGUUGGGGCUACAAUGACAACGGUCAGCUGGGCAUGGGCCAUAUGCUGGCGCUGGGCGGCGGGCCCGGCGAAAUGGCGGCGCUGCUGCCGGUGCAGCUGGGGCGGGGGCUGAGGCCCGUGGCGGUGCAGGCCGGCUGCUGGCACACGUGCGCGCUGCUUGAGCCAAUGGUCACCGGUGUGGCGGGGGCACCCACGCGUGUCAUGAAGUGCUGGGGGUGGAAUGGGUAUGGGCAGCUGGGCCUGGGCGACACCUCGGCGCGCGGCUACCGGCCCGGCGGCAUGGCGGAGGCGCUGCCGCCACUGCAGUUCGGGGACGGCGUGACGCCACUGCAGAUGGCGCCUGGUUACAUGCACACCUGCGCGCUGCUGGAGGAAGACGACGGGCUGGGACCCACGCGCGUCAUCAAAUGCUGGGGGUCCAAUGGGGUUGGCCAGAUCGGCACUGAGAACGGGGAGGUGUUUGGUGACGAGGGCGGUGAGGUGCCGGCGGCACUGCCGCCAUUGGAGCUAGGGGAGCCCGCCGGGUACGUGCCAGUCGCGCUGGAGGCAGGCGACGACCACAAUUGCGCCAUCCUCCACCCGCCGUCGUCUCCAGAAUCCCCGCCUCUUGACAGCGGUGGCGGCGCAGGCGCUAGCGUUGCGGCCGGCGUUGGCGGCGGCACUGUGGUGCCAGCGGUGCUGGGCGCAAUCGUCAAGUGCUGGGGCCGGAAUGAUGAAGGUCAGCUGGGCCGCGGUCAGCCCGGUAACGUGGGUGCCAGUCCUGGCGACAUGGCGGCCCUGCAGCCUGUGGACCUGGGCGCCCCGCCCUCGGGCGACCCGGCUGCGGUGCUGGUGCCGGUGCAGCUGGCGCUGGGCUGGCAGCACACCUGCGUCGUGGCCGAGGAGUGGGCGCCGCAGGCCGGCGGGGAGCAGGCAGGGCAGCUGGUCAGGAAGGGGAGCCUGCUCAAGUGCUGGGGACGGAACGCGCACGGCCAGCUUGGCCUCGGCGACAGCCGCGCCCGGGGCCUGCAGCCGGGCGACAUUGGGUCGGGGCUGCCGGCCGUGGACCUGGGCACGCGGCAGCCGGUGCAGGUGGCGGCACAGCGGCGCUGCAGCCGGUGCAGGUGGCGGCGGCGACGGGCGGCAGCUUCACGUGCGCGCUGAUGGUGGCGCCGGGCGGCGCAGAGGCGGCAGCUGCCUCGGCACGGCUCCUGAAAUGUUGGGGGAUCAACUAUAACGGCGAACUCGGUCGUGGAAAUUCCAUAUCCACACGUGGAGAUGUGCCGGGCGAGAUGGGCGACAGCUGCCCAGUGCUGGCGCUGUACUGAUGGCGCAUGAACUAUACUGGACAAUGAAUGAACAUGGCGUGCAUACCGUAUUAAUGAGAUCGUGAGCGCUCUGUUUAGAUUCAUCGCGGUCUGUCACCCGCUGUCACGGCAUGGAGUAUAACUGGAGUGGAGAGCGGGGGUGAUUCUGUACAGCAGGCUUCUAUCACAUUUACAAUGCCAGCGGCCUUUUCAUCUUUUGGUCUCGGCGUGAACCGGGGCCCGCAGUAGCUGCUGUGACUUGCGCAUACUCAACUGCAUUGUUUACAAGGAUGCAGCAGGGAUAGCGGUGGAGUAGGCCAUCAAUCGGAAGAUGUGGAACCUGCUAACUCGGAGUCUUGUGUGUGUAGUAUGGGUGUGACGGGACAGGGUAAGGGGCAGGUUGGCGUAGUCCCGUAGCGUGCAGCGUGUUCCCAGACCCCAACAUUUAAUUGCAACGUAGUAUGGGGUCUGUGCGCGUGUGACCGUACGUGUGCGUGGUGUGUGUAGCACGGCCUGGUGUAUCCAGUAUCCGGGCCCACACUGUACCAAUCUACGGUACUUCACACCAUCACAUGCACCAAACAAUUGGAACGUGAAUCCCUGAACGGAAUAGCCCGGAUUGUCAGCAACAUAACGCGUAGGGUCACUUUGCGUACAGCUCGUGGCGGCGGAUGGGGGCUGCGCGAUGGGGCUUAUGGGGCUGCAGUUGAAGUCUGAAAGUUGGCACACCGUUGGCACACAGCAGAAGUACAGGGCUUGUAUUUUUUCCCCGACUAUGCGAGGGUGCAGGGCCUGGAGACGGCGGUGGCGGCGGCGGUGGCACCGCGCCUACCGGCGGCAACAGCAGCGGCCACGGCGUUGGGCCCGGUGGUGGU